GAAACCAGCCAAAAGUAAAACUAGCCGUUGUGAGUUAGUAUCAGCUAAGUCCCAGCAGACACCCUCUGCCGAUUCCUACUGACUCUGUCUCUACCAAGACUAGGAUUCCCUUCCCUCUUCUCCUCACUCCCUUCUUAUUUAGCUGCCUUUUCAUCUCCAUUUCUGCACUUUCUUCUGUACUACAACUGCAGCAAUAAAAGGAACCAAGAGAAGAUAAAAAGAAAAAAAGAGUGAUACAAGCUACCUCUUCUCCUUCCUUCUUUCCUUCCUCCAAAUUUUUGCUCUUACUCUUGUUCAUGGAGGAUACCAGUCACCUCCCCCAUGAACGUAAACCACACCCACUACUUAUUCCAGAUAAAAAGCUGCGGAGCAAAAGUUCUUCCCUUUCUGGGUUAGGAACCAAAUUCUUCCAUUUUUCCUACUUGUUCUUGCUUCUUCUCACUUUUGCUUCUCAACUUGUUUCCGGUCAGAAUGGGGGUGGGGUGAUUGUCACCCAAGCUGAUUACCAAGCUCUUUGUGCCAUAAAGCAUGACCUAAUCGACUUUAGGAGAGUCCUGCGCAGCUGGAAUGACAGUGGCUAUGGAGCUUGCACUGGUGGAUGGGCGGGAAUCAAGUGCGUCAAGGGACAGGUCAUCGCCAUCCAGCUUCCUUGGAGGGGCUUAGGCGGCCGCAUUUCGGAGAAGAUUGGUCAGCUUCAAGCUCUUCGAAAACUCAGCUUCCACGACAAUGUUCUUGCCGGUCCAGUGCCCUGGUCUCUCGGAUUCCUCCCCAAUCUCAGAGGGGUUUAUCUCUUUAACAACCGGCUUUCGGGUUCCAUCCCUCCUUCAAUCGGUAACUGUCUCAUUCUUCAAAGUCUUGAUUUAAGUAACAAUUCACUCACUGGUUCAAUUCCUGCUAGUUUAGCCAACUCUACAAGGUUGUAUAGACUCAAUUUGAGCUACAAUUCCUUAUCCAGUACCAUCCCAGUUAGUCUCACUCGGUCACCUUCUCUUACCAUUCUUGCUCUGCAACAUAACAAUCUCUCUAGUUCUAUCCCUGAUUCUUGGGGGAAAAAGGUGAACAAUUCUUACCAACUUCAGUUCUUGACCCUUGAUCAGAAUCACCUCACCGGAAUGAUUCCGGUGUCUUUGGGCAAGAUGGGUUCGCUUGAGCAGGUUUCGUUGAGCAAUAACCAGAUUUCUGGAACCAUUCCUGAUGAAUUAGGGAGGCUCUUGAAUCUGCAGAUGCUAGAUCUGUCAAAUAAUGCUAUCAGUGGAAGCUUACCCCCUAGUUUUUCCAACCUUUCCUCUCUAGUUUCUUUGAAUUUAGAAGGAAAUCGCCUUAGUAACCAAAUCCCAGCAGCCAUUGACAGAAUGCAAAACCUUACUGUGCUCAACUUGAAAGAUAAUCAAUUCAAUGGCCAAAUCCCAGCAACCAUUGGUAACUUGUCUAACAUCAACCAACUAUAUUUAUCCGGCAACAAUUUCACCGGAGGAAUUCCUGAUUCGCUUGUUAGACUUGCCAAUCUCAGCCUUUUCAAUGUUUCAUACAACAAUCUAUCCGGUCCUGUUCCAUCUCUCCUUGCCAAGAAGUUCAAUUCAAGUUCUUUUGUGGGAAACCUUCAGCUUUGUGGCUACAGCUUUUCCACCUUAUGUCCUUCUGCUCCUCCACCUCUCAAUAUCGGUCUUCCACCCCCACCAACUCAGUCUCAGGCACUCAACCAUCAUCAUCAUCAUGAUCGGAAACUCAGCCUUAAGGACAUCAUUCUCAUAGGAGUUGGUGCCCUCUUUCUGGUUGGGUUAGUAUUCUGCUGCAUUUUGUUCUGCUGCUUGCUGAAGAAAAGGAAGUCCUUGAAACAAAGGGGUGGUAAAAUGGGGGCUGCUCUAGGAAAAACAGAGACUGCAGCUCCACCAGCUGGAGGUGAAGUUGGAUCAGGCGGUGAAAUGGGUGGAAAGUUAGUCCUCUUUGAUGGACCAUUGGUCUUUACAACUGAUGACUUGUUAUGUGCCACUGCGGAGAUAAUGGGGAAGAGCACUUACGGUACAUCGUAUAAGGCAACUCUAGAGGAUGGGAAUCAAGUAGUUGCAGUGAAGAGGUUGAGGGAGAAGACUACAAAGGGACAGCGGGAAUUUGAAACUGAAGCUUCUGCACUCGGAAAUAUUAGACACCCCAAUCUGCUAGCACUUAGGGCCUACUACUUGGGACCCAAAGGAGAGAAGCUUCUUGUGUUUGAUUACAUGCCAAAAGGGAGCCUUGCAUCUUUCCUUCAUGCUCGAGGGUCUGAAAGGACCAUUGAUUGGCCAACAAGGAUGAAGAUUACCAUAGGCAUUGGACGUGGAUUGGACUAUCUCCACACCAAAGAAAACAUCAUCCAUGGAAAUCUCACCUCCAGCAACAUACUUCUCGACGAGCAAACCAAUGCUCACAUUGCAGAUUUUGGCCUCUCAAGGCUCAUGACAGCCGCUGCCAGCUCUAAUGUGAUUGCCACUGCAGGAACACUUGGAUACCGAGCUCCCGAGCUCUCAAAGCUCAAGGAUGCCAACACAAAAACAGAUGUCUACAGCCUCGGAGUCAUCAUACUAGAGCUUCUCACGGGGAAAUCCCCUGGAGAGCCAACAAACGGCGUGGACUUACCCCAAUGGGUGGCAUCCAUUGUGAAAGAGGAGUGGACUAAUGAAGUCUUUGACUUGGAGCUCACUAAGGACACACAAACCAUAGGAGAUGAGUUACUUAACACAUUAAAAUUAGCUCUACAUUGCGUUGAUCCUGCACCGGAAUCACGCCCUGAAGUUCAGCAGGUUCUGAAGGAACUAGAAGAGAUUAAUCCAGAGCUUGCGGCAGCUUUUGCUGAGGAAGGAUCAAAAGCCCCACUUACAAAUGAGUAGAGUAUUUCAUUAGAAGACAAGAAUAAAGGGGUCUCAUAAAUAGGGCGAUUUAUAAGGUUACUAAAGUUACAAUUAGCUAGGUGGUUCAUAAAUUCUUUAAUUCUAUUAUUUUUAUGUAUAUAUAUAUAUAGAGAGAGAGAGAGAGGGAGAAGCUUUUGUGGGUUUAUUUAGAAUUAUUAUUCUUUUUCCCUAAAGAUCAAUAAUGUAAUCUUUUGAAUUAUAAACAGUAUAAUAUUGA
Messenger RNA from Rubroshorea leprosula, 3102 nucleotides. The record is from the annotation of a GenBank genome assembly. NCBI's taxonomy places the organism in Eukaryota, Viridiplantae, Streptophyta, Magnoliopsida, Malvales, Dipterocarpaceae.